AGUAUAAACCAACCGGUACUCCCUAUUCAUUUUCAUUCUUCGGAGAAGUGGGGAAAAUCAUUCCAAAAAAGAAACUGCGAGAAAGAUACAAGAAGAAACCUGCCGAUUCACACAUAUAAUCUUCUAUUUCUGUUCUUACGCUCGUACCCAUUUUAAUCCUUUUCUUGUUUUUUGUUUCUUGUUCUCAAAUUCUUCUUCUUGGCUUUUUAUGGCGAAAACUGGGGGUGUUCUUGAAGUUGUUCCCACUACUUCUGUGCCAAACUCAGCUGAGUUGAAGAAGGAACUGCAGAGGCUCGUGAAUGCAAUUCUUGAUGGGGAAGAUUUUAGCCUGGAGAUUACUGACGAGGCUAUCAGGUUAUUGACUGCUUUGAAGGAACUGAAAUUUGAGAAAUCAUCGGAUUCUUUGAAGCUGGUGGAUGAUACGGUUCUUCCUGAUGAAUUUAAAUGUCCCAUUUCAAGAAAACUAAUGGCUGACCCUGUUGUCUUGGCUACUGGGCAGACUUAUGAUCGGCCAUCUAUCCUGCAAUGGCUAAGUACUGGGCACCAGACAUGUCCUCGAACUCAGCAAGUCCUCUCCCAUACUGUGCUUACCCCUAAUCACUUGGUGCGAGAAAUAAUUACACGCUGGUGCAAGAAGCAUGGACUUGAGCUCCCCAAGCCUUUCGGGUAUAGUGAUGACAAUUUUGUUGCUUAUGCAGAUGGAGACCACUUGAAUUCACUGCUUGAAAAGAUGUGUUCUUCACUUUCUGAUCAAAAAGAAGCUGCAAGAGAGCUUCGCCUGCUAACUAGAACGAUGCCAUCAGUUCGGGCCCUUUUUGGUGAGUCCAGUGAUGCCAUUCCCAAAUUACUCUGUCCACUAUCGUUAGGCAGAGUGGAUUCUCACCCUGAUCUCCAAGAGGAUUUGAUUACAACAAUUUUGAACCUCUCUAUUCAUGAUAAUAACAAGCAACUAGUUGCUGAAAAUCCACUUGCCAUUCCUCUGCUUAUUGAAUCUCUGAAAUCAGGAACUAUAGAAACAAGAAGUAAUGCUGCAGCAGCUCUAUUUACCCUAUCAGGUCCUGAUUCAAACAAGAUUUCUAUUGGGAAAGCAGGUGCUCUAAAACCUCUGAUUGAUCUUUUAGAGGAAGGGCAUACAUUAGCCAUGAAGGAUGCUGCAUCGGCAAUAUUCAACCUAUGCAUUAUCCUCGAGAAUAAAGGGAGAGCAGUCCAUGAAGGGGCAGUGAGGGUGAUCCUGAAAAAGAUAAUGGAUGGCAUACUUGUCGAUGAGUUGCUUGCUAUUCUUGCUAUGCUUGCUACCCAUCAGAAGGCUGUUGAGGAUAUGAAGGAGCUUGGUGCUGUGGGUUGCUUGCUCAGCAUUAUCAGGGAGGGAUCUUCUGAACGCAACAAGGAGAACUGUGCAGCAAUCCUAUACACAAUCUGCCUAAAUGAUCGAACUACAUGGAGGGAGAUAAGAGAUGAAGAAAAUGCCAACCAUACAAUUUCAAAACUUGCUGAAAAUGGUACGUCAAGAGCCAGGAGAAAGGCCAACGGUAUUCUCGAGAGGCUGGAUAGAGCUGCUUUACUUCUCCAUACUGCCUGAUAAAAAAAUCCUUAUUUCAGGGACAUGAUCAAUUGCUUCCUGUACAUACCUUCAUCCAUCACUCUGCUAUGCACACACAUUAAUACUAGCUCAUAACAUCUAAAAACCUCACAUAUCAGUAUAUACUACCUAUUUUCAUACCAGGCAGGUUUUGUUCAAUCUAAGGCUAAUAGAUAAGUAAAGGGCAUUCAUUUUUUGCGUCUACUUUCAUGAAUGAAUACCUUAGUAAGGCUGGUGAGUUUGAAUCUGUCUUCAUGUGGAUUCUUUAAAUUUUUCUCCUCGUAAUUUUUCUCC
This is a messenger RNA of Manihot esculenta (cassava), 1873 nucleotides long. Its product is annotated as U-box domain-containing protein 9-like. Gene Ontology annotation, biological process: protein ubiquitination. The transcript is spliced from 2 exons. Bases 209 to 1579 code for a protein of 456 amino acids. Gene Ontology annotation, molecular function: ubiquitin-protein transferase activity; protein binding. The record is from RefSeq and is a predicted model, not a curated record. NCBI's taxonomy places the organism in Eukaryota, Viridiplantae, Streptophyta, Magnoliopsida, Malpighiales, Euphorbiaceae. Gene Ontology annotation, cellular component: nucleus; cytoplasm.